Betta splendens (Siamese fighting fish) is the source of this 5786-nucleotide messenger RNA. It is a transcript of the gene aff1, whose product is annotated as AF4/FMR2 family, member 1. The record is from RefSeq and is a predicted model, not a curated record. Gene Ontology annotation, biological process: regulation of gene expression. The transcript is spliced from 19 exons. Lineage: Eukaryota; Metazoa; Chordata; Actinopteri; Anabantiformes; Osphronemidae. Gene Ontology annotation, cellular component: super elongation complex; nucleus. The coding region runs from base 365 to 3775 and encodes 1136 amino acids.
GCCACGAAGUGAAACAGUAAAUACCGCAGCUCCUAAUGGCGCUAUUCUUCGCGUUUGCGUAAUAUUUACACUCCGGGCAGCGUGAUAACUGCGUUGGGGACGUUCGCCGACGCGUCUGUUGCGCUUUGCGGUGCAUAAAACUGAGCUCGGUCCCCAGGCGGCUGAACAGAGUAGAACAAUCCAGUAGGCAGCGAGCGGACGACCCAAACACGCACGGUCUGCGGGACUGCAGCGCGUUGACAGCGUUGGACAAUAACACGCCGAUCUUGGCCGGUCAACAAUGUGACCGAGCGAGGAGCGCGCCGGAGCUGAGGACUGUCGGAAACGCACGGCAGCCAACUUUGGCCGCCGUGCGAGGCGCGCCAUGGCAUCGCAGCCAAGUGGUUUCAAUGAGGAAAGAAACCGUCUCCGCCUCCAAGCAUGGGAACAGAGGAACCAAGAAAUCAGCCAAACCAAAGAACUCAAAGCUGAAAAUGUGCCACUCUUUGGGGAACCAUACAAGACAAACAAAGGGGAUGAGCUCUCGAGUCGAAUCCAGAGGAUGCUGGGUAGUUAUGAAGAUGGAAAUCAUCCCAGUCACGUUCCCACUGACCCUUCUCCUUAUGCAACGGCCUCACCGUCAGAUCAGUGUCCGCCUGAAAAAGCAACCAAACCUCCAUUACACCCCCAGGCCCCUCACGUGACCACCCAAGCCCCAAAAGGCUCCAGUAGCAACGUUUACUCCUCUCAGCCCAUAAGGACAUCCGGUGCCUCUUCCUCUCCCAACCAGCACGAGCAUUCAUUGACUUUCUCAAACCGCAGUCAGGGUGCUCAGGUUGGCCAAUCGGCACAUGAACAAAAGACAAGUGAAGCCUUCUCAGAUCUUGGGGAUCGCAUGAGCAUUUCCCAGGAAAUGUCUGCUCAGUCCCCUGCUACUAAGUCCAAUGACUUUUUACAUUCAGGUGACCAUGAUAUUGUGGCCUUGGACACUAAGGACAUCAUAAAUAGGCACCCACUUCUAGGAUCCAUAGACCACCACCCAGUACCUUCCAGCAUCACGGAUUUUUCUACAAUAAUCAAUAAACAGUCCCCUCAAGAUGCAUCUGUGCCUCAUGCCAAUAAAACGAACCCACUGCCCUCCCAGACCUUCCCUCCACUCCUGUCAUCUAAGCAACCCAGUGCAGUGAUGACGCAGAAGCCAACAGCCUACGUGCGGCCCAUGGACGGUCAGGACCAAGUAGUCAGCGAGUCGCCUGAUCUAAAGGCUUCACCAGAGCCAUAUGCUCCUCUACCGGAGUCCAUCAACAAGUCAGACCAGGGCCAAAUCAAGGUGCUGCCACAGUUCUUGGAGACAAAGACCAAUGAAGCUCAGUGUGUAGAGGACAUCUUAAGGGAAAUGACCCACUCGUGGCCUCCACUCCUGACAGCCAUACACACACCUAGAACAGAUGAAGCCUCCAAAUCUCCACUCUCAGCCAAGGAAGUAGAGCACGUCCAUUCAUGUCAAGUGCAGAAAAGCUUUGAUCCACCACAACUCAGUCAACAAAUCCCUUUACUUUCAUUCAAAACAGCCCUUUCCAGUGGGCCAGAAUCCGCCAGCUCCAGCGGCUCAGAAAGCAGCUCGGGAUCCGAGUCAGAGAGUGAAAGUGGGGCGGAGGAGCCAAAUGAGCCCACAGUGAGCAGCGCCAUCAAGACUGAGCCCGAUGCUGCAGCUGCGAGUCGUGGUGAUUGGCAGUUGUGGAACUGGAUGAGGUCCAACCCACCGAGCUUCAGCGCCGAAGGUCGCGGAGGUGCACUUGUCUCUGAGAGUCCUACUCACAAACAGCCAGUGUCCAUUCAAAGCCCCAAGCACUCUAGUGUAGAUGUGGUCAACCCGAUCAGGGAGUCCAAGCUUUCAUCUCCACAGAAAGGGUUUAGCGGCGUCAACGCCAAACCCCAGCAGUGCAGUGAAAGCUCUCAGGACAAUUAUCAGCAGAGUUGCCAAAUGUCUCCCUCCGCUGUUUCCUGUAAACGUUCAUGCAACAUUAACUCUUUCAAACCAGCCAAGGCAGAGUGUCCAGAUCGAACCGGAGCAGCUCUCGGUAUCGAGUGUGAGGAAGAUUCAGCCGCGCGGGUUAAAGAUCCAUGUUUCACAGACAGACCAAAGGUGAAGACGAAAACGAGGCAUUCCAAAAAAUUAAAGGACAGCAGUGACGGCAAAAGAGGCGGCAAGAGGACUUUGACACACGGGUCGCUGGAGAAACAGAAAACUGGACCUGAGCCUGAACCCGAGGUCCCGCUGGUCCUACAUAGUCAUUGCCCGUCUUGUGGUGUGCGACAUCCCAAUCCCUGUUCCUGCCCCACACAGAGUCCUGCUCCGCCUGACCCCACAGUCAGACUGGGCUGUAGCAAAGUCAAAACGGAGACCAUCAGCCAGAAAGAUACCAAACUGCCACACAAGACCAGCCACAAGCACUCAGAGAAGACUGGUCACAGAACCAAAGUUCCUAAGGAGCACAGCGGGCCUCCCAAGGCCCUGCUGGUGAAGAUUGAUCUCCUUCUGCUCUCAAGAUUUCCCAGGACCUCCAGCAGCCACCAGGAAGUAGUCCACCACACGAAGAGAUCAGCUGUGGUCACGCAGCAAGACCGUGCUUCUGCAACUCACAAACGCACCACAGCCAGCAAAAAGAGCAAUCCUAAAAACGCUGAGGUGGACAAUGACUCUCACCCAAGAAAGAAACAAAAGCUGGAAAACAAUAAUACCUCAUCAACUCACGGUUCUACCAAACUGGAAAGUUCCAGCAAUCCAGCAGAGGAACGGGAGCAUAAGAAGGCCAAGAGGAGCCAUGUACAUUUGCAGCAGCCUGUAACACCCGUGAACACAUCUACAGACUCGAAGUUACACAAACACAAGUCUGGGGACACACAGGAGUCCAACAAGGAGGCUGCAAAAAGCAAGCACAAAAAGAGGAGCAUGAAGCAAAGCGAGUACCCACGCGUUGAAAAGCAGAAGGCCCUGAAGAGCAUCCCCUCCGACCCACCAGCUCCACAGCCCAGCAGAGAAGCCUCAGCCAGCAGAGCCCUGCUCAGAUUUGAAGAGAGGUCGUAUCCAGUGAAGCAUUAUAUAAAAGAGGCCAAACGACUGAAGCACAAAGCAGAUGCAGAAACGGAUAAGCUCAGUAAAGCUUUCAACUACCUGGAUGCAGCCAUGUACUUUGUGGAGAGUGGCAUCGCCAUGGAGCGAGAUCCACAGAUUUCAGUGUCCUCCUACACCAUGUUUGCAGAGACGGUGGAGCUGCUCAAAUUUGUCCUGAAACUCAAAGACCCAGUGGAUCCAUCAGCGACACCUGCAGAAAAGGACUUUUUAGCAUUAUGCCUGAAGUGCCAGUCUCUGCUGCAGAUGGCCAUGUUUCGGCACAAACACAAAACUGCACUUGAGUAUUCAAAGAUCCUCACUAAUCAUUUCAAUAGCUCUGCUCAGACUCCCUCCAUCGUAACAUUGAAAAGCAGCUCGUCUCCCGUGCCCGGCGUGUCGUCACCGGGCGGUCCUGGCUCCAGCCUCGGUGGUUUGGCUGUGGGCAGCACCGCGGCACUUCCUCGGGUUGCAUUCAACUAUGUCAACAUCACUAUGUUAUUCUUGAGUGCUCAUGAUAUCUGGGAGCAGGCAGAGGAGCUGGCACGCGGAGGCAGCGGUGUCCUGACAGAGCUGGACGCAGUGAUAGGCCCACUGAGCUUAGCUUCAACUAUGAGCUUCAUGGUUCGUUACACACGACAAGGUGUCCACUGGCUGAGGCUGGACAGUCAAAAGGUAAAGUGAGCGUGAGCUGCCUCCAGGCCUGGAUGCCUGCGGAGCCUCUGGGCUUCACUUCGUGUGGCAGACUUUUCUGUACUUGACAUGGACGCGAAUUUAUGUGCAAAACGCACACACCGAUGCCAUCUCAUUCCAUGUUUGGGAUUCGAACCCAGACACUUAUUUAUUAAUUUCUUUCACGUCUUGUUAUCCUCCUGUCUGUCCAUGUUAUUCUGUUGACUGACAUCAUGAAUAAUAUGCUGUUCAGAAGUGGCCUUUGCUAAAUUUGCAUAGAAAUGCAUGGUUACAGUGCAAGUACUACAGAGUUAUUUAUUACCUUGGGUUAGUAACAUUACUUUAGUACAUUAACUCAGGACCUGAAUGAAAUUAAAGAGCAACAACAGCAACAAACAGACUAAUUGCAGUUGUUGCUGAUCAACACUUCACUAAACAAAUCUACUUUUUUUUUUUUUUUAAUCUGCAUAUUUCCCCUCGCAUAAAUAACUGAGGAAGACAUUUCUACUCCCAAUAGAGCCCAUAACUGCGGUGUUUGUAUUUGUGUGGGAACAGCUUUUGCUGAUUAGAAAUGUUUGCAUCUUGCAAUAGGACCCAAUAGUAACAUUAAAUCAGCCUUGGGUUUUUUUAGCUUUAGUUGGACUGAAACCGACGUAUUGUGCAAUAAAUGCAUUUAUAAGGAUUAAAUUAGCUAAUCACAUUAAAUACAUUUCAAAUGUAGAUUGACCUGUGUAUAUAUACUGUAGAUCAUUGAGUGAAUCAUUUCAGAAUCAGAAUAAUGGGACUGAAGAAAAGACUAAGGAAGGUUUUUAACUUAAGGGAAGACUUGUUGGACGCAGAGUGGUUUUGGUGUCACAGUUGAUGGCAGUAGCUCAGUAUUUUCAGGGCUGUAUUUCGUAAUCAGGACUAAUAAUGGAAAGUAACUGUUUUUGAAGUUUGUCAGUUUUCAGAUUUCUUUGCUUUAUCUGACUCCAAAUCCUGAUGUCGCUGAGAAAGGGGGGAAAAAAUGAUUUAGCUUUUCUUUUGACGAAUGUGGAUUCCAGCGUGCCCCAAGACGCUUUGCAGUCACCACAAGUAUAGAAUAAUUCUUUAUAGUAUACAUUACGUGUGUUAGAGUGUUGUUUUAAGAUGGACAAGCUGAAUAAUGCAGGUCAGGACACCCAGACUUCCCCUGGACUUCAUGCUUCACUUUGAGUUGCCUUUCGAGUAGAGUGGGACAUCCACUGUGAUCAUACGGCCAUGAAAUGACAUUAGUUUACCUUUUUGCUCCUGUGGCCUGCUUUCCUAUGUUUCCCACAUAUUUGAGUUGCUAAAUGGUUUCUAAAUGUGUGGGAGUAAAAUGAAUGGCCAAACUAUGGCUUCCUAAAUAAUGCACUUUGGAGUAUGUUGUAGUUAAUUUGAAGCACUGUGGUAGUUGUUACUCUUGUGUAUUGAAAUUUUUGAUUCUAGGCAACAAAGCAGGACUUGUUUGCUCAAACUUUAAGUGAGCUGUUGUAGUUAUCACAUGGGGGAAAACUAAUAUUCAUUACGAAAUAGUAAAGAGAAACAUUAGUUUAGUGCAUUAGCCCCAUUGGAUUUUUUCGCCUGUUAAUUCAGUUGUUGUCUGUGUAAUUAAAUGACAAAAGGGCUAAACGAGGAUCACACGUUCCUAAAUUUAUUUUCUCAAACAUGAAAAGAAAUAUUUUUUUAGCUAAGACGUGACACUGGUGAAAUGAAAUUGGGAUUAUUUUAUGUACAAGUAGUCAGAAAUGACCUUAGAGUUUCUUACCACGAAUGUCUACACUGCACAUCAGGUGAAAAAUGUGGCAUCCAACACAUCAGCUUCAUCUAUAUUUUAUUUAAUUUAUUGUCUUUUCUAACUUGUGACUUUAUUUUCAUUACCUUUCCGCUGAACUUGUUUAUCAGAAUUUACAAAGUAAAACAUUGUGUAGGGUUAUUAAAAGGUGUUUUUUUUUUCCUUUUGUGAAAUGUGUAAAUAAUUUGUCGUGCAGUGUACACAGACAAAUAAACACUGGUAAUUAAU